GUUUGCGAUUACUGUGUAUUGUAAUUUGUGAUUCCCCGAUUUCCACAAUGGCUUGGAUCGUGCAUUAGUGACGUUGUACUUUCGGAGGAUUUGUUUCCUGCAGCGACUGUUUGUUGACCCCGAUCGCGGUCGUGGCGUUCGCUUGUACCAACCAGCAAUUUACUGUUUCCUUGAAGAAGGUUCAGUGCUACUUGAAUCUCGUAGUAACACAGCUGUACCUCGCAUUUACCGAAGAACCUUCAGUUGCAAUUAUUCAUUACGCUUGGAAUAGCUGGAGGGGCAGCUAACCACAAUAACAUGAUAGAUUCAACUAUGGAUUCAGAACAGGAAGUACUGACAGUGUUGAAGCUGUUGAUAAUUGGAGAAUCCAAUGUUGGAAAGUCGAGUAUCAUCCUUAGAUUCACGGAAGGUGAGUUCCAUGAGAACAUGCAGAGCACGGUCGGUAUGGACUACAAGACCAAACAGAUGACAGUUGAUGGAAAUACAGUGAAGCUUGCCAUCUGGGACACUGCUGGGCAAGAACGCUUUCGUACUCUAACACCCAGCUACUAUAGGGACGGACAGGGUGCCAUUUUGGUGUACGAUGUGACGGACAAGAUGACCUUCUUCAAGCUGGAGACAUGGUUGACCGAGUUGACCACCUACUGCAACAAGACAGACAUUGUCAAGAUGGUGGUAGGCAACAAGAUAGAUCUGCCGAACCGGGAAGUGAGCACAGAGGAGGGCCUACAGUUUGCCAGAAGACACCAGACGAUGUACAUUGAGAGCAGUGCUAAAACAGAAGAUGGCAUCAAGUGCUCGUUCGAAGAGCUUGUACAGAAGAUAAUACAAACUCCUGGUCUCUGGGAUCGAUGGGACCGAUUGGGUGUCAACGGGUUGCACGCCUCCAUGGGAGGAGCAAGACUCAGAAACCAGAGGGCGAUACAACUAACGGAACAUACUGGAAAUAGCUCUAACAAUUCAGGCUGCUACUGCAGCUUGCUUUAACCGACCGUGAUAUACACAUUCGAUCGGUGAAGAUUACCAAGGAAUGCAUCACGCCCUAACAAAUAUGGUCUAACCUUGACUUCGAAAUUAGAUACCGACGUGUGAGAAUUUAAUGAACAAAUACGAGUAACGCAGCAUGUUAAUUGUUUCGUGUAUGCCGCGGAAAGGAAUGUUUUAUGUACGACGGCUGAUAAAAAGAGUACUAUGCAGUUCUGUUCAUAAGGAUCUACAGUGCAGGUCACACAAUUGGUUGUUAAAGACGGAUGGGUGCGGCUAGAGCAAAUGGGCGGAGCAGAAUACGUGGUGGGGAUACGGUUUCAGAACGCGUGAUUGGCUGGUUAUGGUGGAGGAUAUAGCUUGAGCGGAUGGGCGGGGUGGUGGUACUUUUACAAAUGCAGAAUGCACGAUUCGCCGGAGAAGAUAAUGUGGCUUGGCUUUAAGUGUGGUGGUGACGGAGAUAACGUGUUAAUUUUCUAUACUUAAUCCAACAUUGCUGCCAUUUGUAAAAAAAAACCGCUCGAAGUCUGCUAACGAGAUUUUACUUAGCUUCUCUAUCAGAUUUAUUUCGAUCGUGACUAAGGUAUCAGAUUUGCGUUUUUAAGAAAAUUGGAUGUUACUGAUUGUGUAGGAAUUUAUUCUGGACCAGAAAUUCAUGGUCGCGAGAAGAUGUUCAGCCGAGACGUGUCUGCGCCAAUGUUCCGAUGGGAAUAAUGUUGUUAGUAUUUUUUUUAUCAGAUCGCGUGUGCAUCAAGGAUCAACAUGAGUUUGCUUCUAAUGUGUAACUCUUUGUUAAAUAGUUAAAUUUUAUAUAGCUAUUUGUAAUACUGAAUUUGUAUUCGUGUAAAUAUGUCUUGCAUACAUAGGUAGGUUUAAAUUGAUAGGCAAAUUGGUGAAAAGUCAUUACCAUCGCAUUCGCACACGUUAUCCCACGCGGAUGAUCGAAAACACGUUAAGUCAGUUACUUAUUUAUUCGUUGCCUUACAUACUAGAUAUCUUUUGCACAAACUAUGAAUGCAAUGCAUAUCGUCAUAAUAAGUUCCCGCACGGGAAACGUACUUUCGCGUUGUGUUAGUCUUUUAAUUUUACAUCUGCUUCCUUUUUCCUGAAGAUCGGGCGUAUAAUAAGUGUCCAAUAGAACUAUUGUAAUGUACUUGUAAAUAAAGUACUUUCUGUAUUUCA
Megalopta genalis is the source of this 2166-nucleotide messenger RNA. The record is from RefSeq and is a predicted model, not a curated record. Lineage: Eukaryota; Metazoa; Arthropoda; Insecta; Hymenoptera; Halictidae.